AUGGCCGCCCUGAGGAACGCGGAGCAAACCCCGUCUCGCUGCCGCCGAGCCCUUCUUCAGCCAUCGGUUCACGAACCCGCGUGUCCGCGCCGGCUGCGCGCGGGACGGACGUUCCAGAGCAGCGAUGGGGAGGUCAAGUACUUGCGCGAUGCCGAAGAGCUGAUUCGGCCAGAGCGGAACACGCUGAUCGUGAGCUUUGUGGACUUGGAGGAGUUCAAUCAGCAGCUCUCUACCACUAUUCAGGAGGAAUUUUACAGGGUUUAUCCUUACCUCUGCCGUGCAGUAAAAACUUUUGCCAGAGACCGUGGAAAUGUUCCUUCAAACAAGGACUUUUACGUUGCAUUCCAGGAUCUACCCACCAGACACAAAAUACGAGAGCUGACAUCAGCAAAAAUUGGCUCCCUGAUGCGUAUCAGUGGCCAGGUGGUGCGGACCCACCCAGUCCACCCCGAGCUUGUCAGUGGAACCUUCCUGUGCCUCGACUGCCAGACCGUGAUUAAAGAUGUGGAACAGCAAUUUAAAUACACGCAGCCAAACAUCUGCAGAAACCCAGUCUGUGCCAACAGAAGGAGAUUCAAACCUGCUGGACACAAACAAGUCAAGAUUUGUUGAUUUCCAGAAGGUGCGCAUCCAGGAGACGCAGGCGGAGCUGCCGCGCGGCAGCAUCCCUCGCAGCGUGGAGGUCGUCCUGCGCGCGGAGGCCGUGGAGUCCGCCCAGGCGGGGGACAAGUGCGACUUCACGGGCUCGCUGAUCGUCGU
This is a messenger RNA of Merops nubicus (carmine bee-eater), 759 nucleotides long. RefSeq names its product zygotic DNA replication licensing factor mcm6-like. Lineage: Eukaryota; Metazoa; Chordata; Aves; Coraciiformes; Meropidae. The record is from RefSeq and is a predicted model, not a curated record. Gene Ontology annotation, cellular component: nucleus; MCM complex. The transcript is spliced from 5 exons. Bases 1 to 612 code for a protein of 203 amino acids. Gene Ontology annotation, biological process: DNA replication initiation; double-strand break repair via break-induced replication; mitotic DNA replication. Gene Ontology annotation, molecular function: single-stranded 3'-5' DNA helicase activity; ATP binding; single-stranded DNA binding.